Botrytis byssoidea is the source of this 2933-nucleotide messenger RNA. RefSeq lists its product as uncharacterized. The transcript has 3 exons. Bases 732 to 2639 code for a protein of 635 amino acids. Lineage: Eukaryota; Fungi; Ascomycota; Leotiomycetes; Helotiales; Sclerotiniaceae. The record is from RefSeq and is a predicted model, not a curated record.
GACGAUUCGACCACCCUUCCUUCACACUACAAUAUGGCUUCCUACCUCCAUGGCGAUUCACUUGGAAGUUGGAGCACAUUUCCGCCCGGAUCUCUUUCUUUCCUUCUCACACUCCCUGACCUUACCAAACGUUUCAUUUACUAACCUGUCAUGUUGGAAAUAUUUCACUUUAAUUCUUUAAUUCUUGGGUAGCAAAUAGGAAUCAGACAUGGGGAAGAUAGAACCGUGUCACUCUAUCUAGUUUCCCCUGCAUCCCGAUUCUGGGCUGAGUCUUUUUUUUUAUUUACCUCAAUCUUCCUUCAUACAUAGGUAUACUAGCGUAUAUUCAUAUGGUUUCCCGCGUUGAGGUGGGUACCACUGCAUAUUGUAAGAGACUACAGGUCACAGUCAUAUAAUAUAAGAUUCCAUACUUUUCUGUAUUGUGUGUGCUUCUUUUCCUCACCCUCUUUUGAACUUUCUCCUCAACACACUUUCGUACUUUUGUACACCACAUUCAUUUAUUCAUUCUCUGCGUGCUAUUCAUUCCUUCAUUUGCUACUCUGUUGAUACAGAAUCUUCUAUUCCAUCAAAUACCAAUUGAGGCCAGUCACUCUUGUGUUUUUCGUUCACUUUUCAACCAUCCAUCGGCUUUCAAAACAGUCAUUUUACAAAUACCAGCACCAUUAGACUUGAAUACAUUUCAAAGUACAUAUUCUACACCCAAAAUCCUCAUUUCCACUCACUCCGCCAUUAUGGUUUUCUCAAAAUUGGCCCUCGUGAGCACAUUCGCCGCUUCGGCCACUGCAUACUCUGCGACUGCAAGAACUUUCGCUGUCAACCAUUUCUAUGGAACAGGACCUCUUCUUACCGCCCGUAUAGACCCAAUUGUCAAUCCAGGAACCGUUGGAACCCACGUUCAUGCGAUCCAAGGAGGAAGUGCUUUUGGUAUGACGAUGGGGGACACCACUGCUUUAGAUGAUUCUAACUGCACUUCCUCCCUUGUCAAGAAUGAUAAGAGCAAUUAUUGGACCCCUUCCUUGUAUUUUGUCGAUCCAAACGAUCCCACCAAUAUUACAGCCGUACCUAUGUUCUAUAUGAACGUUUACUACUUCUUCGAGCCCACAACCGACAAGAUCACCGCUUUCCAGCCAGGUCAUCGAAUGUUAGUAGGAAAUGCAGCUCUUCGUACUCCUCCAGCAGGAGGUGGAGGAUCCAUCGUCGAUUAUUCCCUCGGAACACCCCAACCAAUCCAAGUUACCUGCCCACGUACCAACUACGAUACUCCAUCUUACCCCGCCGACUCAGACGGAUUACACGGAGUAGGAAUUCAGGACCCGCAAAACAAAGGAGCAGGUGUUGGAUUUCCAGAUCAAAAUUGUGAUGGAUUUGCUUCGCCAAUGCGUCUCGAUGCUCACUUCCCUUCAUGCUAUAAUCCUGCUGCGGGGUUGACUGAUUACAAAACAAACAUGGAUUGGCCUACCAAGGGAAAUUGUCCUGAGGGUUGGAUUCAUACUCCUCAUAUAUUCUAUGAGGUUUAUUACAACACUCCCCUCUUUGCAAGUCAAUGGACCCCGGGUCAAGGAAAACAACCUUUUGUUCUUGCUAAUGGAGACCCAACUGGUUAUGGAUUCCAUGCUGAUUUUAUCUCAGGCUGGGAUGUAGAAACUCUUCAGCAAAUCAUCGAUAACUGCGACGCAGGUGAUAGUGGUAUGGAUAAAUGCCCAGGUCUCAUCGGUGGUCUCAACGAUCCAACCACAUCCUGCACUAUCAAAUCACCAAUCGAUGAAAUUGUUAACGGUACUAUGUCUGUGUUACCAGGUAGUAACCCUAUCGGACAAUGGGGCUCUGGUGUAGCCAGCGUCGCUUCUUCUGUCGUCGCAUCUGCCACUUCUGGUAUUGCUUCUCAAGCUUCUUCAGUAGCUGUCAGUGCUUCUUCAGCUGUGUCUUCAGUUGUAUCUGGUGCUUCUUCAGUUGCUGCUUCGGUGUCCAAUGUUGCAUCAUCUGCACUAGGAGUUGCUACAUCAGCAGCAAGUAUUUCCAUCCCAAGCAUUUCUCUACCCCUCUAUCAAGCACCAACCUCAACCGCAUCCCAAAAUUCUCAAACCCAUACCCGCAGCGUCGCUUCCACAAAAGUCGCAGCUGCAUCAUCAGCUGCCAGCGAGGUCGUAUCUUCCAGCGUCAUCACAUCCGGAGGCCAAGUCUUCACAUCCAUCGUCACCGUCCACGCUUCUACACUCAUGUACAAAACCGUCUCGGUCACUGCAGGUCAAGUUCUUCCUACCGGCUCUAGCGUCUCUUCUAGUACUCCGGCUGCUAUCUCCGGAUACUCAUAUGCUGGUUGUUACGCAGAUCAAGAAUCCAGUCGUGCGCUCUCUGGCGUCACAUUUGCCGAUGUGGGUAAAGGUGCUGUUUCCAACUCAGCGUGUGUGGCAUACUGCGAAGAAAAGGGAUAUAGUGUUGCGGGAACAGAAUACGGAGGACAAUGUUUCUGUGGACAAAGUUUACCAAGCCAGACCGUAGAUGCGAGUAAGUGUGCUAUGGCGUGCGAGGGAGAUGCAAAUGAGAUUUGUGGGGGUUCCUUAACACUGAGUGUUUAUUCUAAGAAUAGUGCGAGUAAGAGAAAGUCGAGACACUUGCAUAGACAUGUGCAGAGGAAUUAGACUGGUUCUAGCGAGUGGUAUCUCCAUCAUUUUGGGAUAUGCAGUGAGCUGGUGACUCUGCAUCAUAUGGAUGCUAGCGAUAGAUGGUGUGGAGGAAACAUACACAAACAUGACAUUCGUUCUCGCAAGGCGAGCCCUUUUAUUCUUUCUACUUUCUUUUUUCUUGAACAAAUUUUAGAGAUCUUGGAGCAAUUUGAUAGGGUAGACAAACCUUUUUGAUAAAGUAUCUCGAACAAUCACGUCUUCUCACCUCAUGCUUUUUUGUGGAUUGUAAGCUAGAUUGAGAUGUGUAUG